Cornus florida is the source of this 798-nucleotide messenger RNA. RefSeq lists its product as uncharacterized. Lineage: Eukaryota; Viridiplantae; Streptophyta; Magnoliopsida; Cornales; Cornaceae. The record is from RefSeq and is a predicted model, not a curated record. Bases 1 to 798 code for a protein of 265 amino acids. The transcript is spliced from 3 exons.
AUGGAGGAGAUUUCAUGGUGCCAGAAAUCUCGGGCUUUAUGGCUCAAAGAAGGAGACCAGUUGGGGAUGGUUUCUUUGCGAGUUCUCGAGACUAAUGACGAGAGCGGAGGAUUUGGGUUUUAUCAGGGGCUUCAGAGUGGGCAGAAAUGUAGCUCAUCAGACGAAGAUCUCCCUUUUGUUGUUUGCGAGAAAGUUAGCAGAGGUAGUGAUGACAUCUUGUGGGUUCCUUCCUCCCAUGAAAGAUUUGGUGUUCGGUCCAUGUUCCUAUGCCUUUCCAACUUUGUUGGUCCUGCUUUCCCAUGGAAGACUAUAUGGUGCUCCAAGGCUCCACUUACAGUAGCAUUCUUUGUUUGGAUUGUCGUCUGGAAAAAGAUCUUGAUGUUGGACAACUUGAGGAAGAGCGGCAACACUAUCGUUAAUUGGUGUUGUCUAUGCAAACGAGACGAGGAGUCUGUGGAUCACAUUUUUAUGCACUGUCCUACGGCGUACGAUUGUUGGAACCUCAUAUUUGAUAUAUUUGGUAUACAUUGGGUAAUGCCUCAGUCUUCCAAAGGACUGAUUAACGCGUGGAGAGGAUGCCUAGUGAGAAGCCACGCUCGCGAUUAUUGGAGGAUAGUUCCACACUUUGUUUGGUGGUGCAUAUGGAAAGAGAGGAACAAUAGAAUUUUCAAAGGAAAGGAAUCGCCCUUGGCGACCUUAAAACUUCAUAUUCUUCGCUCUAUUUUUUGUUAUGUGAAAGGAAGCGCUUGUUCCUCUACUGAUAACUUAGUUGAUCUUUUGGACACUGUAGGUCCUUAG